This is a messenger RNA of Siniperca chuatsi (mandarin fish), 3043 nucleotides long. RefSeq names its product acyl-CoA binding domain containing 5a (gene acbd5a). NCBI's taxonomy places the organism in Eukaryota, Metazoa, Chordata, Actinopteri, Centrarchiformes, Sinipercidae. The record is from RefSeq and is a predicted model, not a curated record. Bases 189 to 1784 code for a protein of 531 amino acids. Gene Ontology annotation, cellular component: peroxisome. The transcript is spliced from 12 exons. Gene Ontology annotation, molecular function: fatty-acyl-CoA binding. Gene Ontology annotation, biological process: fatty acid metabolic process; autophagy of peroxisome.
GCGGGGGAUUGUGGAGCUUGUAGGAAAUAUCGACAUCCAAUAGAAACUACAACUCCCAUAGUACACCUGUGGCUGGCUUUAUGUUCUGUUCAUGGCGUCUGGUUCAGGGCUAAUGACAGGUCGCCUUCCGACAAACAGAUAGGCCGUUGACUUUAACGGUUUUGUGUUGACUGUCUCGGUGUGACACAAUGGAGGUGGAGAGCGUCAAAGUGGAUGAUGAGAGGCGUUUGACCCUGCUGAGGUUUGAAGCCGCCGUCAAAGUGAUUAAGAGUUUACCCCCGGAUGGCCCCUUUCAGCCCUCCAAUGACAUGAUGCUCAAGUUCUACAGUUACUAUAAACAAGCCACUGUGGGAGCGUGCAAUAUACCCCGACCUGGCUUCUGGGAUGCAGUUGGCAAAGCAAAAUGGAAUGCAUGGAAUUCUCUUGGAGAUAUGCCAAAAGAAGAAGCGAUGUCAGCCUAUGUUGAUGAAAUGAAGCUGAUCCUGGAGGGCAUGCCCAUGACAGACGAGGUGGAGGAGCUCUUGCGCGUCCUCGGCCCGUUCUAUGAGCUGAUUGAGGAGAAGAAAAAGAUCACACAGAUAUCAGACCUGAGCACAGGGUUUGGUACAAUGCUGAAUUCAGUACCGUCGAAGAGUGUCGCAAAGAGCAUCAUCAGAACGAUGGAAAUGAACGGCACUCUGGAGACUCGUCCUGCCACGCUGAAAUUAAAGGAAGUGAGGGAAAGGUCAGAGGAAGAAGCACAAGAGGAGGAUGAGAAUGAGGAGGAAGAGGAAGAGGAAGAAGUAGUGAUGAGGGAGGUCAGAAAAGGUAAUGCAUUUAUAAAAACUGUGCAAAUAUUGUCAGUAAAAACAUUUAUUUGCCCUGAUUUUCUUUGUUGGGAUUUUAUUUCAGACAAGAAAUCAACAACUUCACAGCUAAAGAAGAAAGGUUCAGCCAGGAGACACAAAGCGCCCCUGUUGAACGGUAAAAUGGCUAACGGGGUCACCCAUCUGACCAAUGGGGGUCAUUCCAGGGUUGCCCUGAACAGUGACGACUCCCAGGAGGGUUCAGUCAGUGAGCCUCUGCUCAAUGGCCACCACACAGAUCCCAGUGUAGAUGUGUGUGGUCCCAGUCACCUGGCCAGUGACUCAGACAGCGAAGUCUACUGUGAUUCUGUGGACCAGUUUGGCCAAGAUGAGAGCUCAGAGCAUAACCGCUCUUUGGACGACCUGGAUGAAGAGGAGAACCACGUCUUGCCACCUCUAGAGGAGCCGCAGGCAACGCAGGAUCCCCAGGAGGAUGUUCAUGGUGCACCUCAGGUCAUCAGGUGUGGAGGAGAAGAUGGAGAGAACUGUGGAAAAAUGUCGCAGAGACAGAGUCUGAAUGCAGACAUGCCAGACAGCUCUUUGAUCAGAAGAGGAAAGGGCUCCAGUUCUCCAGGCUUCGGCUCUGGAUCGCUGGUGCCCAUGUACGGUGGUGGAGAUGGGGAUGGAGGCCACUGGGGAGGAGCAGUAACACCUGGAGGGAGCCUGAAUGAGCAGAUAUUUGUGGCGUUGGCUAGACUGCAGGAGGACAUGCAGAACGUUCUGGACAGGCUGCAUUCCCUGGAGGCUUUAACUGCUAUCCAGGCAAGAUCAAUGUCUCCAACUUAUGCAUCACCCCCAGUGAAGAAGAGGAGUCAGAAACCAUCCUGGUGGCCUUUUGACAUUUCUCCGACCAGUUUGGCCUUUGCUGUUUUAUGGCCAUUUGUGGUACAGUGGCUUAUUCGCCUAUACCUGCAGAGGAGAACAAGACGAAUCAACUGAAGCUGCCCUCACCCAAACACCCAUGGGCACAGACGAUAAAGAGUCCUCUAAAUGUCUUUGGUUGGGUUGCUAAUGGCUGUAACUCCCCCCUGCUUAGACCCACAGCCCAGUAAUUUGCUUUUGCACUAUAAAGAAAGCACCUAGAGUAAUGAAUGCGAGGAAGAUAUCUCUCAAGUGUGUUGUACUGUGGAUGUGGAAUUGAAUAGAAACAUGAAUGUAUGAGCUCGCAGCCUGUGAUUAUACAGCCUUUUCAAGAGGAUACCACUGUACUGGAAUCUUUGUGUUUGUGUUGAGAGGGGGAACAUAAGAGUUGGGAUGUUAGCGUGUUUAAAAACCAACUACAGUAGAUUCUCAAUGAUAUCCAUAACUAAGGCUUAGUUGGACAAAAAAUGGGCCUGAUACUUUGUUGAUUUGAGCGUAAUGCUUAGUUGCCCAGGCAAUGCUGCUAUCAUAAAAUGUUGUAAUAACUGUAUAGUUUAGAAGGGAGGAUUGAAUGUAGAAAUAUAUUGAUGUGAGAUUCUUUUAAAUUCUGAGAAUAAGUUAAUAUUUAUUGCUUUUAGCAACAGUUACAAUGAAGGCAUUGUUCGCCAGAUUUCAGCUGUACAAAUGAGGUAUAUGUUUAAAGUGACUGCUAAAUAUUAGUCAAGGUCUGUUCUGCAUAUCAGUCUGUGCUUUAUGUCAAAGUGGUCUCCACUUCACUGUUUUCCAAAUAGAAGUGCCUCAACAUCAUAAGGUACAUAUAUACUGUAGGUGGUAUUAUGAUUUCUUACAUUCACAUAUUGUAGCAUAACUGUUCCAGUGCUGGACCAAAUAAUCAUUAAUCAUACUACCUAGCGAGCCAUGAGGUGGUCAGCUAUCGGAUUAUUAAUGCAUAACACGCUUUCAGGUUUGUCUAUACUGUAUAAUUUUAAUGUGUGAUGUAGUAAUGUUUGUACGAAUAUUGUGGAAAGAUUUUGUGUGAGUGAUAGUAAUCGUGUGCAAAGCAGUGAGAUCUAUAUAAAUUGUAUACAAUAGCUGUACAGAUUAAAAUGCAGUAUUUUAAUUGCAUUCCCAUGAAUUAUUAACAUAGUAUAUCAUAUUUACAAAUGUUUGCAUCUGCAAUAGCACUAAUCUUUCCAGAGCCAUUAUGUUUUAAUAAAAAAAGUCAUAUAUUCACCUUUCUACUGAAAUGUACAAAGGCUUUCUCACCCUCUCUGCCUGUGGAUAGACGGGUGUUUGCAUGUGAUAAUCUAUGCCUCAAAUAAAAUUUUCAUAAAGCA